Schizophyllum commune H4-8 is the source of this 2685-nucleotide messenger RNA. RefSeq lists its product as uncharacterized. The transcript is spliced from 8 exons. Gene Ontology annotation, molecular function: protein binding. NCBI's taxonomy places the organism in Eukaryota, Fungi, Basidiomycota, Agaricomycetes, Agaricales, Schizophyllaceae. The coding region runs from base 358 to 2484 and encodes 708 amino acids. The record is from RefSeq and is a predicted model, not a curated record.
CCCCCUCAACUCGCAGCAGACGCAAAUGGACUGUGUCUACUCUCCCCACUCGUCUGCUCAGCAGCAGAUCGCAGUAUGACACCCCGGGUUACCUGAUAGCUCACAAUCGAGGUUGCCACUGCUUCGCCUCACUUCUUAUCGAUGCCUGGCGCUCUUUCAGCAAUUAGCCAAUCCUCGACCAUACAAGAUGACUCAAUGACCUAGCCCUGCUCAUGAAUGCUCGCGGCGCCCGGCCCGGCCUGAUCACAGGCAGGCCAUUGUUCCUUGUAAGUGCUGUGCAGAGCAAAGACCACGGAACCGCACGCCACUCCUCUUGAACUUCAACACUCACCUCAAACAUCGACACUCACCUCGACAAUGCCUCCCCGCAGAUCCUCGCGUAUCCGGGCUCAGCGCGACAGCUCGAACAAAGCCCCGCUGCAGAAGCCAGCCGCUCCCAAGGCGCAGGCGAAGCGCUCGAAACCGCGUGCGAAGCAGUCGAAGGUCGACGGCGCUUGCAACAUCCCCAGGACGUCUGCACCCCCUUCGCCUCCCGCGCCGCUAGCGAGCGCACGUCCUUCCUCACCCACACAGGCAGAAGCCACGGCGCAGGCGUCGCGCAACGAGCCAAGCGGCCCGGCGCUUGUGGCUUCCGAUCAGGCUCAACCCAGAGAUCCGCCAUCCUCCUUCGAAUCCCUUCCACUCGAUAUAUUCCUGGAGAUCGCUCGCCAAUGCGACCCAAGGUCCCUCUACCACCUGUCCAAGGUCAGCAAGGCGUGCCGCCGGGUGCUGAGGCAGCCAAGCAACCGCGUGAUUUGGAAGGAGGUCUUUGCCGCGCAUGUCAAUCCUCUUCCCACUUGUCCAGAGGAUAUCAUGACCGAGCUCCAACUGGCCGAGAUCACGUACGGGACGGAUUGCAUGGAUUGCGACAGAAAACACCAUCGCCCUGAAGAAGCAGUACCAGAGUACCGCAAGGGAUAUCGGCUCUGGGCAUUCUGCAAGCGCGUUUGCGGUCUUUGCCUUUUCGCGAAGUAUAGCACCGGAUCGGCCUUCAAUAGUAACUGGAAUAUGUGGAUGGCAGGGGCCGACCCAAUGAUAGCUACCGUCAGUCCCAACGAUAUAAACGAAAAGGAUUAUUGUACCAUCGGCGAAGUGCAGCGCAUACACGAGCUCAUGCAGCACGAAUCGUCUCGCGGAGGAGAUUUAACAGCGUUGAGCGUGUUGCUGCGCACUCAGAGUGCACGCAAGUAUGAGUUCGCCCAGCUGUGCCGCGAGUGGCAGGAGCGAGAAGACGCAAGGAUUGAACUUCAACGCAUAGACUUCAUCAAAUGCAAGUCGCGCGAGGUCUUUGACAAGCAAACGCGGUUGGAAGCCGCCGAAGGGGCACGGUACCAGGGGCACCCCUGGUACGUGAAAUACGUUGUCCGCCAUGAUCAAGAAAUGACUGAUGCAGAAUGGGACACGAUAGAAGCCGCAGUCCGCAAGAGUGUCCAUGAUGCUCGCUGCAGACUACUACAGGCGCAGACAGGGAAGCUUGAAAACCUCUGGUUACUUCUCGAAGAUUGCUGCCAGCGAGUAUCCGAGCAGACAGGCAUUGAGGUGCCGUUCAUGGACAUCAUUUGCGGGGACGUCCUCAAGGCCGCUGACACCUCUCCCGUGUUGUCCUUGGACCAGGAGGUCGUCGACGCAAAACUGCGGGACAUUCGCGCAAAACUCAAUAAGAAGGGAGGCGAUCCAAUCAGGGACUUCCGCCGCGCAGCUGAAGAGCUCCUGCCAGCUGCUCGCGCUCGAAACCCGGACUGGGAGUCCCGCUGCACGGCUGUGAUAUCGGUGCUCAACCGCGUCUGGCCGAAGACAGCGAAGAACUACGAUGACGCUCUCGCCCGACUCGUCCCCGACAACGGCCUCGAACUCGCCGACGUCCUGGCCCUCGCGGCGGCGACCUUCAUGUGCGACUGGUGCAAAGAGGUGUGCACGUACCCGGACAUCCUCAAGCACGCUUGCCUGCGCAAGGUGCGCCGCACCCCGCCGGACAAGGAGUACGACUGGAAGUGGGGCGCCUCGCGCCUCGCGCUGGGCGAAAGGGUGGCGAAUGUGGCGGGGGACGUCUUCCUUCGGAGGCUGCGCAUGACGCGUUGGAACUAUGAAGGGGAGCAUGUCUCCUUCUACCACGCGGCCUACCGAUGUGCGAGCAGGAUCGUCCGUGCGUGCGGCUUGAGCUCCAAGCGCGCGACGGCGGAGGACGUGGAUGAGGCUGGUGUGCGCUUCCACUGCGCCGUGCCACGCUGUCAGGUCAAGAUUGCCAAGGAGGUCAUGGACUGGCGAGAGCUGCUACACCAUUGCAUGGAUUGUCAUGCUGAUGCGGCGGCGAUCCGCCCUACCUGGUGCAAGAUAGAAGAGCAGAAGUACGGAGCCGGGAAGGUCAAGGGCAAGCGCAGCAGAGUAGAGGCCGACGUAGAGCCGGGCGCGUCCCCGUCGAAGAAAAGGAAAAUCGCGAAGAAGUAGCUCGGCCUGCUGAGCGCAUGUAUAACCCUAGACGCUGUCAUACGUCGUCCUGCGCUUUGAUGACUGUAUCAUUGCUCGUUUGUAUUCUUCGAUUACUUGGUCCCUUUGGAAUUUCUGCGAUAGGCCUCACCUUUGCCCGACGAGUACCUGUUUUCCGUAUCUGCAUGAGAACCAAUGAUGUACGGAUUUGUCGUGCGAGCU